CCCUCGCCAGCAGGCCGGCAGCGGGGCCGGGGGAGGGAAGAACUGGGGAAAGUCCGCGCGGAGCCGAGGCGCGGGCGGCGUCACGCUGCUGACAUGGCGCGGCGCUGAGGGGUGCGCGGCCGGGACCCGGAGGCGACGACGGCGACGACGGCGCGGCUCCGCCAGCCCUGCGCUGAGCCAGGACUUAAAAUGGCAGGAGAGGAUCCAUAUAUUAUGGGAGUGUCAGAUCCCCAAAUGUUUGCAAUGGACCAGCUCAUGGGAAUGAAUACAAUAUUUAAUAAUACAGGCUACAUCACUUCAGACUUACCACUACGAACAGCAGAUGGACCGUACCUUCAAAUCAUUGAACAGCCAAAACAGAGGGGCUUUCGAUUCCGAUACGUAUGCGAAGGGCCUUCACACGGUGGACUUCCUGGUGCUUCCAGUGAAAAGAACAAAAAGUCAUACCCCCAAGUCAAGAUUUGCAACUAUGUUGGACCUGCAAAAGUAAUUGUCCAGUUAGUUACUAAUGGGAAAUACGUGCACUUACACGCUCACAGCUUGGUGGGUAAAUUUUGUGAAGAUGGAGUGUGCACAGUCAAUGCAGGACCGAAAGACAUGGUUGUUGGGUUUGCAAACCUUGGAAUACUUCACGUCACGAAGAAGAAAGUGUUUGAAACUCUGGAAACGCGCAUGAUCGAUGCUUGCAAAAAAGGAUACAACCCAGGACUCUUGGUGCAUCCUGAACUUAGCUAUCUGCAGGCAGAAGGAUGUGGAGACAGACAGCUAACUGAACGAGAAAGAGAAAUUAUUCGCCAGGCAGCAGUUCAGCAGACAAAAGAAAUGGAUCUCAGUGUGGUGCGUCUUAUGUUUACAGCCUUUCUUCCUGACAGUAAUGGUGGUUUCACACGGAGGCUUGAUCCUGUUAUAUCGGAUGCAAUAUAUGACAGCAAAGCACCCAAUGCUUCCAACUUAAAAAUUGUAAGAAUGGACAGAACAGCAGGGUGUGUAACAGGAGGGGAAGAGAUUUACCUUCUCUGUGACAAGGUUCAGAAAGAUGAUAUUCAAAUACGUUUCUAUGAAGAGGAUGAGAAUGGUGGUAUGUGGGAGGGCUUUGGAGACUUUUCUCCUACAGAUGUACAUAGACAAUUUGCUAUUGUGUUCAAAACACCCAAGUAUCGAGAUGUCAAUAUCACAAAGCCAGCAUCUGUAUUUGUACAACUACGUCGGAAAUCUGAUCUAGAAACGAGUGAACCAAAGCCUUUUCUCUACUAUCCAGAAAUCAAAGAUAAAGAAGAAGUGCAGAGGAAGCGGCAGAAGCUCAUGCCAAACUUCUCCGAUGGCUACGGUGGAGGCAGCGGCGCAGGAGGCAGUGGCAUGUUUGGAGGAGGAGGCGGCGGUGCUGGCUCUGGGUUCAGUUAUCCUUCCUACGGUUACUCUGCUUUUGGAGGAAUGCAUUUCCACCCUGGCACAACAAAGUCCAAUGCUGGAAUGAAACACGAACUGUCAAAUAGCACAGUUGAAAAAGAUGAAGAGAGCUCUGAUAAACAAAGUGGCAAAUGGGACACGAAACACGAUGUGAAAGUGGAAAGUGUGGAGAAGAAUGAAUGCAGAACCUCUGGUCAUAAUGAGGAGAAAGAGGAUGCUUCUUUGUGCUGUAAAGAUGAAGGAAACAAAGCAAAGUGUGGCUGUCAGGAUGGUCUGUUCCUGGAGAAGGCUAUGCAGCUCGCCAGGCGUCAUUGCAACGCUCUCUUUGAUUAUGCUGUAACUGGAGAUGUGAGGAUGCUGCUAGCUGUUCAGCGCCACCUCACUGCUGUCCAGGAUGACAAUGGAGACAAUGUCCUUCAUUUGUCAAUUAUCCACCUUCAUAGAGAACUGGUUAAAAACCUGUUGCAAGUGAUGCCGGACAUGAAUUAUAGCAGCAUUAUCAACAUGAGAAAUGACCUUUAUCAGACCCCCUUGCACCUGGCAGUAAUCACAAAGCAGGCAGAGGUGGUUGAAGACUUGCUGAAGGCUGGAGCAAAUGUCAACCUUCUGGAUCGCCACGGUAAUUCUGUCUUACAUUUAGCUGCUGCUGAAGGAGAUGACAAGAUUCUGAGUCUGCUCCUCAAGCAUCAGAAGGCAUCUUCAAUGAUUGACCUUUUCAAUGGCGAAGGUCUCAGUGCAGUUCACAUGGUGGUGAUGGCCAAUAGCUUGUCCUGUCUGAAACUACUGAUUGCUGCUGGAGUUAACGUCAAUGCUCAGGAACAAAAAUCUGGACGAACUGCAUUGCAUUUAGCUGUUGAACAAGAGAACAUCCCCUUGGCAGGCUGCCUUUUGCUUGAGGGUGAUGCAGAUGUGGACAGCACUACCUACGAUGGCACAACACCUCUUCACAUAGCAGCUGGAAGGGGCUUUACAAAACUGGCAGCAGUUCUCAAAGCAGCAGGUGCAGAUCCUCACAUUGAGAACUUUGAGCCACUCUUUGAUGUAGAAGAAGAUGUGAAAGAUGAUGAUGAUGAAGGAAUUGUACCUGGAACAACACCACUGGAUAUGGCAGCCAACUGGGAGGUAUAUGACAUAUUAAAUGGCAAACCCUACGUGGCAGCAGCAGCAGUUUCAGAGGACUUAAUGACACAAGGCCCUCUGAAAGAGCUGAAUGAAAGCUCCAAGCAGCAGCUUUACAAGCUAUUGGAAACACCUGAUUCAAGCAAGAACUGGUCUACUCUAGCAGAAAAGUUGGGUCUUGGCAUUCUUAAUAAUGCCUUCAGGUUGAGCCCUUCACCUUCGAAAACUCUGCUAGAUAACUAUAAGAUUUCUGGAGGUACAGUUCAAGAGCUGAUUGCUGCUUUGAGACAGAUGGAUCACACGGAAGCUAUUGAAGUAAUUGAGAAAGCACUAUCUAGUUCACAAAGUCAGCCUCACCAGGAGGACAACACAAUAGAAGCUUUUCCUAUAUCAUCACCAGCCAAUUUUGCAAAGGGAGAGACAGGUGAACUUUAUAAUCACAAAUUUCAAGACACUGAAAGCACGUGUGACAGCGGGGUAGAGACCUCCUUCCGCAAACUGAGCUUUACUUAUUCAGACUCUCUGAACAGCAAGUCAUCGGUAACACUUAGCAAAAUGACCCUGGGCUACAGCCAGGAAAGCUCAGAGCAAAGCAAUUAUAUACCUAACUAGGUAACUUCAAUUAGCAAUAUAUGCAGUUACAGAAACAACCCCAACGUUUAGAAUUACACUGAUGUUGUCACAGAUGGAGGGAAGUAAAUUCACAACCAGAAAUGCACUGGAGGAUCCACACACGAACCUGAACCAGUGGUAACUCCUCACCCUUGCUUCCUUCCUCAAGUACUGUCCAUUUAUAAGCCACAUCUGAGAACCAGGGCUCCGUGCCACAUUAAUACAAAGGACUGGACACUGAUGGACUGAGGGAGCUCACCUGGUUUGUGAGGAUUUUCUUUUGUAGAUGAAAGACACUCCUUAUUAAUGCCUAAUAUCAGCUCACUUAAUUCAAAGAGGUAAAGCACACAGCAAUCAAAGGAUGGUUUCUGGCUGUUCCCUUCAGAAGUUUUGCAGCACGGUUGUCUGGAAAAAGCUCCUAAAAAUCACUGGUAAAGAAAAAGUAGUGACUUUAAUUGCAACAGUGACAACUCUGACAAAAGAAUCCAAAAAAAAAAAAAAAAAAAAAAAAAAAAAAAAAAAAAAAAAAAAAAAAUCUUGUAUAUUUCAAAUAAUGUAUUUAAACAUAGCUUUGGUGCCUCUAAAAAAAAAAAAUCAAGUUUUGCAUUUCCUACUUGUAAAUAGUUUUUUAUAUCAGUUCCUUUUUAAAAAAAAAUAAAUGUGUGCUUUUUAAAAGCUUAUUUUUAUUUUACUUUUAUAAUAAAAACUCAAAAUUAAA
This is a messenger RNA of Tympanuchus pallidicinctus (lesser prairie-chicken), 3856 nucleotides long. RefSeq names its product nuclear factor kappa B subunit 1 (gene NFKB1). The record is from RefSeq and is a predicted model, not a curated record. The transcript is spliced from 24 exons. Gene Ontology annotation, biological process: innate immune response; regulation of transcription by RNA polymerase II; response to cytokine. NCBI's taxonomy places the organism in Eukaryota, Metazoa, Chordata, Aves, Galliformes, Phasianidae. Gene Ontology annotation, molecular function: RNA polymerase II cis-regulatory region sequence-specific DNA binding; DNA-binding transcription factor activity, RNA polymerase II-specific; protein binding. Gene Ontology annotation, cellular component: cytoplasm. Bases 190 to 3138 code for a protein of 982 amino acids.